Molecule: messenger RNA, 4077 nt
Organism: Toxotes jaculatrix (banded archerfish)
Lineage: Eukaryota; Metazoa; Chordata; Actinopteri; Toxotidae
Gene: trappc11
Product: trafficking protein particle complex subunit 11
Exons: 30
Coding region: 341-3718 (1125 amino acids)
Source: RefSeq, a predicted model, not a curated record
GGCAGCUAACUAGCUAGCUAGUUUGUUGUUGCUUCAACAACAGCUGUAGAACUAAUCUGCUACUUUCUGGCUCUGUCGAGGUUGACACAUCGGUGACUAGCUGUCAAAUGGUGAACAGAGUUGGGACUUGACUGAAACGAAGUCAGGCAGCCUGAAACGAAAACUGCACUGACGUUUAUUUGCUUGUUAGAUUUGCAACCUCGCCCACUAGCUAACGCUAACCGGUUUGCUAGCAAUCUGUGAAGAGCAGCUUGCUAGUUGGACCAGGCUAGCUGUACCUAGCACCGUUACCAGUUCACUUGAAGUAAUGCAUCUGAGGGGUAUCCAUUGUUGAACCAUCAUGAUGGCAGGUUCCCAGUGGGAGUUUCCUCCAGAGCUAUGUUGUCGGCCUAUGGCCUUUGUAGCUCUAACCGGUCUGGAUGUGGUGUACAAUGCUGUGCACCGAGCUAUCUGGGACGCCUUCUGUGCAAACCGUCGAGCAGACAGAGUCCCCAUCUCUUUCAAGGUGCUCCCAGGAGACCACGAGUACCCCAAAUGUCGUACUAAGCGAACAUCCUAUGAGUGGUAUAUCCCCAAAGGCAUCCUGAAAACAGGCUGGAUGAAUAAGCAUCUGAACCUGGUACCUGCUCUGGUUGUUCUCUUUUAUGAGCUGGAUUGGGACGAUCCACAGUGGAAAGAGAAACAGUCUGAAUGUGCCACUAAAGUGGAGAUUGUCAGGACCAGUCUUCAGGGCAGGAACACCAAGGUAGCGGUGGUUCUAAUCCAGAAGAAAACUCCACUACCUCCAGGAGAGGACCUCGUAGCGUCAGAGAGAGCAUCAGCUCUUUGUAAUGCCUGUGAUCUGUCUGGCAAGAGUCUCUUCGUACUGCCGCACACCGACCACUUGGUGGGCUACAUUAUAAGGUUGGAGAACGCCUUCUAUGAACACGCUCAGACGUACUACUACACUGAGAUUCGUCGCGUCAAAUCGCACAAGGAGUUCCUUAACAAGACGACACACCAGCUGCUGUUUGUCAGACACCAGUUCAAAAUCGCUUUCUUCAGUGAGCUGAAGCAGGACACGCAGAAUGCUCUCAAGUAUUACAGAACUGCAUACAGUCUUGUCCAUGAGCUCAGAGCCCAUGAGACCAACAUGUUGGAAAUCAAAACUAUGGCUGGAUUCAUCAACUAUAAGAUCUGUCGUCUGUGUUUCCAGCAUAACACUCCUCUAGAUGCUAUAGCCCAGUUCAGGAAGCACAUUGACCUGUGUAAAAAGAAGAUUGGCAGUGCCGAACUGGCAUUCGAACAUUCUGCAUGGAUGUCUAAACAGUUCCAGUCGUUUGGUGAGCUGUUUGAUGAAGCGAUAAAACUGGGGCUGACAGCCAUCCAGACCCAGAACCCUGGUUUCUACUACCAGCAGGCUGCUUGUUACAGCCAGGAGAGGAAGCAGAUGGCACAGCAGCUCUGUCAGGCAGGAGCGAGUUACCCCUCCCCUGAUCCACUGGACACCCAGAGCGGAGGACUGGACUUCUAUGGGCAGAGACCAUGGCGACAAGGACACCAGAGUAUUGAUCCUCCAGAUGCAGAGAAGGAGAAGACAGGGAUUCUGGCCCUGCAGAUUAAAGAGAGAGAUGUACCACAUUCUGAGCUGAUCAUAGCACUUCUCAGCAAUGCUGUCGCCCAGUUUAAGAAGUACAAGUGCCCCCGAAUGAAGAGCCACCUCAUGGUGCAGAUGGGAGAGGAGUACUACCACGCUAAAGACUACACCAAAGCCCUGAAGCUCUUGGACUACGUGAUGUGUGACUACCGUACAGAGCGAUGGUGGGGGCUCCUGACGGCCAUAUUGACCACAGCUCUGCGCUGUGCUUAUCUGAUGGCCAGUGUUAAAGACUACAUCAUAUACUGCAUGGAGCUCCUGGGCAGAGCUUCAACACUGAAGGAGGAGCAGAAGGCGAGGAUUGAGAAGAAUCUCAUCAAAGUCCUGAUGAAGGAGGCUCCUGACGCUGAGCCGGAGUGUGAUCUGUCCUCUGUCAGCGCAGCCAGGUCGCUGUGGAACGACCGCAUGGCUUUAGCCGGAUCAAAUGAGCUCACUAUAGAAGUGCAGGACUACAUACCAUUCCUCCAGUGUAAGGCCAGGUUCUGCUCUCCCAGUUUCCAUGUGGACCAGCCCAUCCAACUACAGGUCUUCCUUCGAGCUGACUGUCCUCAUCCUGUAUCGCUUAACAAGCUGGCCGUCAGCCUCAGUAACCAGGAGUACAACCAGUGGUGUAUGGUGGAGUCUUCAGAGCAGGAGAGAAUGAGCUUGUUGCCGGGGAAAACCAAAUGCUACAAUUUCAGCUUUGUAGCAAAGACUGAAGACGUUGGCAAGAAGAUCGAGAUGACAGGUAUUGAGGUGAUGUUGGGCAGUGAGAAUGGCCGCUGUGUGUUCCUGAGCUGGAGAGGGGCGGGUGGCGAUGCAGCCUCUACCCAUGAAGCCUUGCAGGCCAGCAGGUCGUCACGCAGAUGGGGGCGAGGUUUGGACACACGGCCAGAGCUGGACUGGGACAGCCUGAUCAUGCAGCACAGCACCAUGAUCAUCUCCAGAGUCCCAAAGAUCUCGGUUCAGCUGAACCAUCAGCCUCCUGCACUCAACAAUGAAAUGUACUGCAUCGGCCUCACUGUCCAGUCACAGGAGGAGGCUGUGGCAAAGGAUGUCAAACUGACGGCUGGCCUCAAACCAGGCCAGGAUGCUAAUCUAGGCCAGACCACGCACGUAACACUCGAUGGCUCAAAGGUUUGUGACGACACUGCGCCUGCUUUGCUCCCUGACGUACCCCUGGGAGACCUGAAACCAGGCGAGAAGUUGGAGAAAUGUGUAUAUGUGAGGUGUGUGUCGACUGGACCAAGGGUGUUCCUGUUCCACGUGGCCUACAGCAUCGAUACCACAGUGGAAGGACGACAGAUUGUCUGCAAAUGUCAUAAGGAUGAAACUGUUACCAUAGAGACAGUAGUCCCAUUUGAGGUGUCCGUCAAGUUUGUAUCGACCAAGUUUGAGCCAUUGGACCGGGUAGCAGUGGACAUUCCCUUCCUGUUGAUGACAGACAUCUUCUCCUCGUCUCCGUGGCCUCUUCUGUUGGCCUCCUCCUCUCUGCAGCUCCAAACUAUGACCAGCAACACACCACAGCUUCAGUCACAGCUACAGGAAGUGGUUUUGCAGACAGGUGAGUGUGCCAGUGAGUGUUUCUGUCUCCAAUGUCCACCAGUGACCAACAGCAAUAACACAGUGGCUACAGGACAGUACUUGAUAUCAUGGAGGAGAAGUCCCCCCAGUGCAGACAGUCCUCUCAUCCAGACUACAGUCACUCUACCUCAUGUCAUCCUGGAGUCUGUCCCUCUCUACAUCCAUGCUGAUUUACCAUCAUUUGGACGAGUCAGAGAGUCUCUUCCAGUUCGUUACCACAUAGAGAACAGAACAGCUCUGGUGCAGGAGGUGGAGAUGGCUGUCGAACCUUCGGAUGCCUUCAUGUUCUCUGGACUCAAACAGGUGCGUCUCCGUAUCCUUCCUGGCUCAGAGCAGCAGAUGCUGUAUAACUACUACCCACUGAUGGCUGGUUACCAAACACUGCCCCAGCUUAACAUCAGCCUGCCCCGCUGCCCGACCACCACCAACACACACACACUGAGACGCUUCCUGCCUCAACGCAUCUUUGUCAAGCCUCAGGGUCGACAGCUGGACGAUGCCUCCAUUGCUGCUGCUUGAAGAAAAGACAAAUUGUUGACUGUAAAUAUAAGAACAAAGCAGCAUUGUCUAAGUUGUUCUAGAUGUACGAUUCCUUACAGAUGACAAUAUUAACACUACUUGUUUUACAUUGUUCUGUAAAAACACACCAGGAAAUCCAACUGUUGACGACCAGGAGACAUUUGUUUCCAGUGUUUCAGUUCAUAGUGAAUGUGAUGACGUGAUGUGAGCGUGACAGGAGGCUGAUGAAUGAACCGAUACACAGAUGUUCAUGUGACAGUAAAAAUCUUGUUUAAAUCUUGUGUGAAUUAUAUGGAAAUUUGGGUAGAGUGUAAUACAUGGAAAAUGAAUCUGAUGAAGGUUGAAUUAAAUUGAAGUGA